CGCGAGUGUUGCCGCGCAGUGCAUUGUGGGGCUACGCGUAAUGCAACAUGGCGACGUCGCUGGGUGCAAAUACUUACAACAGGCAAAACUGGGAAGACGCGGACUUUCCCAUCCUUUGUCAGACAUGCCUGGGAGAAAAUCCUUACAUACGAAUGACAAAAGAGAAAUAUGGAAAAGAAUGCAAGAUUUGUGCCAGACCUUUUACAGUCUUUCGUUGGUGCCCUGGUGUAAGGAUGCGCUUUAAGAAGACAGAAGUGUGUCAGACAUGCAGUAAGCUGAAGAAUGUAUGCCAGACAUGUCUUUUGGACCUGGAAUAUGGGUUGCCAAUACAGGUUCGGGACACUGGUAUGUCAGUCAAAGAUGAAAUGCCAAGAUCAGAUGUCAAUAAAGAAUAUUAUACUCAGAAUAUGGAAAGGGAGAUUCAGAAUUCUGAUGGAACUAGGCCUGUUGGGGCACUAGGAAAAGCACAAAGCUCCAGUGAUAUGCUGCUCAAGCUGGCAAGAACCACACCUUACUACAAAAGGAAUCGUCCUCAUAUUUGCUCUUUUUGGGUUAAAGGAGAAUGCAAAAGAGGGGAGGAGUGUCCUUAUAGGCAUGAGAAACCAACAGAUCCUGAUGACCCACUAGCAGAUCAAAAUAUUAAAGACCGUUAUUAUGGCAUAAAUGAUCCUGUUGCAGACAAACUUCUGAAGCGAGCUUCUACAAUGCCAAGACUAGACCCGCCUGAAGACAAGAGCAUUACUACCCUGUAUGUUGGUGGACUUGGAGACACCAUCACUGAGACGGACCUGAGGAGUCAUUUCUAUCAGUUUGGAGAGAUUCGUACCAUCACCAUUGUGCAGCGACAACAGUGUGCUUUUAUUCAGUUUGCAGCUAGGCAUGCAGCUGAACUUGCAGCCGAGAAGUCCUUCAACAAGCUGAUCAUCAAUGGCCGCAGACUUACCGUCAAAUGGGGCAGAUCGCAGGCAGCAAGAGGAAAAGAGAAAGACAAGGAUGGAAUUACUGAGACAGGCAUGAGGCUGGAGCCCGUACCAGGUCUACCAGGAGCACUCCCACCACCUCCGGCAGUGGAGGAGGAAGCUCCAGCAAACUACUUCAACCUUCCUCCAAGUACCACCCCAGCAGUGAUGAACAUUGCCUUGCCGCCACCCCCAGGCAUUGCACCCCCCCCACCGCCAGGUUUUGGUCCUCCACUUUUUCACACAAUGGGCCCACCUCCUCCCCCUCCAUUCUUGAGAGCUCCUGGUCCUAUCCAUUACCCUUCCCAGGAUCCACAACGAAUGGGUGCCCAUGCCAACCGACUUGGAAGCUCCUAAUAGUGUCCAUACUGUGUCUUUCUUUAUUAAAAGUGCUUGGUCAUUUUAGUUAACCUGCUACAACUCAUUUGUUUUCUCUAAUAAAUGCUAACCACAGUCCUGGUGUUUAUAUUUUGUGAAUAAGGCCCAUGGUCAUUAUAUUAUGUCAGUUGUUAAGUUACCCCAGCAGGGAGAGAUAAUCAUAAGAAAUUGGUUUACUCUGAGAUAUGUUUUACUUUGCGGUAAUCCAAACCAAACAGUCUUACAUUGAGAUAGAAAUAAUAUGAAAAGUAACGUGAGCUACUAAAUUCACGAGAUAUGUUCAGUUAUUCAAAAUUAGUGAAAGAUGUUAACAAAAUGGCAUGUUUUUGCCCUUUUUAAUAUAUUUUGUGUGUUCUCAAGGUGUCAUUUGCAUGGCAGCAUAUUUUGCUAAUGAUUUUAUUAAGGUAAAUGAUUUCAUAUGCAGAAUAUCAUGCAAAUUUGAGUUUGAUAUGUGUAUUCCAUCAUCUGCCUGCGUUCACACUGAUGAGCUGUGAGUUUAUUUAAAUGUAAUUUACAACUAUGAAUUGGUGAUUGUUAAUGUAGUCGGAACAGGCUGGUUUGAUCAGGUGCAGAGCUGGCAUGGUAACAUGUCAAUCGGUCAUUAUUCUGCACAACUUCUGAUGUUCAGUUAAUAUAAAGCAAUGAUAUUCACUGCAAUUUUACUCUU
This is a messenger RNA of Polypterus senegalus (gray bichir), 2004 nucleotides long. RefSeq names its product RNA binding motif protein 22 (gene rbm22). The record is from RefSeq and is a predicted model, not a curated record. Lineage: Eukaryota; Metazoa; Chordata; Cladistia; Polypteriformes; Polypteridae. Gene Ontology annotation, cellular component: Prp19 complex; U2-type catalytic step 1 spliceosome; U2-type catalytic step 2 spliceosome. The transcript is spliced from 11 exons. Bases 48 to 1316 code for a protein of 422 amino acids. Gene Ontology annotation, molecular function: U6 snRNA binding; metal ion binding; pre-mRNA binding.